Messenger RNA from Helianthus annuus (common sunflower), 1640 nucleotides. Its product is annotated as putative pentatricopeptide repeat-containing protein At1g26500. NCBI's taxonomy places the organism in Eukaryota, Viridiplantae, Streptophyta, Magnoliopsida, Asterales, Asteraceae. Gene Ontology annotation, molecular function: protein binding. Bases 40 to 1539 code for a protein of 499 amino acids. The record is from RefSeq and is a predicted model, not a curated record. The transcript has a single exon.
CAGUCUCCACAACAAUACUCUCUGUUCGAUGCCCAAAAUAUGAUCAGGCGAUUCCAAUUUCAAACCCCUAUCAAAACCCUCCCCUCUCUCCACCACCGCCUCACCACCACCACCGCCGCCGCCGUCUCACCUCCACCCACCACUACUCCCACUCCUCCACCACCAGUCAACCCAUCACACCUCCUCCGCGUCUCCACCAUCCUCUACCAACAACAACACUCACCCGAAUCAAGACUCCAAACCUCCCUCUCCCACUGCAAUUUCCACCUCACCCAUGAAUUCUUCCUCCAAAUCUGCAACAAAUUCCCAUAUUCCUGGAAACCCAUUUACAAAUUUCACAUCUUUUCCCAAACCCAACACUUCAAUCACAAUCCAACCACCCUAAACAAGAUGCUUGACAUCAUCGGAAAAUCAAAAAACAUAGACCUUUUAUGGGACUUUGUUCAAGAAACCGGUAAUCGUACUUUGGUUACAGAUAAAACAUACAUAAUAGUGGUUAAAACUUUAGCUUCUGCCAGGGAACUGAAGAAAUGUGUUGACUUUUUUCAUGUUAUGAAUGGGUUUGGAUAUGGGUAUGAUUUGGGGACUUUGAAUAAGGUUGUUGAGAGUUUAUGUGGGUGUAAACUUGUUGAAGAAGCUAAGUACAUUGUUCAGAAGUUGAAAGGGGUUGUUAAGCCAGAUGGGUUUACUUACAAGUGUUUGAUUUGUGGGUUUUGUGAUGUCGGUGAUUUGGUUGAAGGUUCAAAGAUGUGGAAUUUGAUGGUGGAUGAGGGGUUUGUGGUGGGGAUUGAUGUUGUUGAGAAGAUGAUGGAUACCCUUUUUAAGACGAAUCGGUUUGAUGAAGCGAUGCGGCUUUUUCAGUCGGUUAGGGUUGAUCGGGUUGAUGAGUUGGGGCUUUCGAGUUAUCGGCUUGUGAUUAAGUGGAUGUGUAAGAAGGACAAGCUUAGUCAAGCACGCGUGGUGUUCGAUGAAAUGCGUGAGAGAGGGAUAGAACCGGAUUGUAUGACAUUGGGUUCGUUGAUAUAUGGGUUUUUGAGUAAAGCUAGGGUUCGUGAAGCGUAUGAGAUCGCGGAAGCGAUCGAUAACCCUGACAUAAGCGUUUAUCAUGGGUUGAUCAAGGGGCUUUUGAGGUUGAAAAAGGCGAAUGAAGCGACAAAUGUUUUUAGGGAGAUGAUAAGGAGAGGGUGUGAGCCUACAAUGCACACAUAUGUAAUGCUGUUGCAAGGGCAUUUAGGGAAGAGAGGGAGAAAAGGAGACGACCCGUUAAUCAAUUUUGACACUAUAUUUGUGGGCGGGUUGGUUAAGGCCGGGAAGUCGUUAGAAGCAACCAAGUAUAUCGAGAGAGUGAUGAAUCGAGGACUCGAGGUGCCUCGGUUCGACUACAAUAGAUUCUUGCACUACUAUUCCAAUGAAGAAGGUGUUGUCAUGUUUGAUGUUAUGUCAAAGAAAUUGAGAGAAGUUGGUUUGUUUGAUUUAGGAGACAUAUUUGAAAGAUAUGGUCAGAAAAUGGCUACUAGAGACAAAAGGAGAGAUAGGUGAAUUGCAACAUUAUUCAACACUUGUAUAGUUGUAUUUAGGGAUUACAUAUUGAACAUGAAAUGAGAGUAAAUCUUGUAGUAACACAUAUUAAGCAAACUUUG